Molecule: messenger RNA, 1677 nt
Organism: Kuraishia capsulata CBS 1993
Lineage: Eukaryota; Fungi; Ascomycota; Pichiomycetes; Pichiales; Pichiaceae
Exons: 1
Coding region: 1-1677 (558 amino acids)
Biological process (GO): SRP-dependent cotranslational protein targeting to membrane
Cellular component (GO): endoplasmic reticulum membrane; signal recognition particle receptor complex
Molecular function (GO): GTP binding; signal recognition particle binding; ATP hydrolysis activity
Source: RefSeq, a predicted model, not a curated record
AUGGUUGACCUCUUUGAGAUAUUUGCUCCCAGUGGCAAAGUGGUCUACAAAUAUGAACAACAGAAGAAUUUCAGACCGUCUAUUAUAAAUUCAUUUGUUUCUGAUAUCCUGAUAUCUGAAAGGAAGGACCUAUCAGCCGAUGACGAUGAGCACUACGAUAGUGCAGACUUCGUGGGGACGUACACUUCGGAUGGAUACACCGUGAAAUACACUAAAAAUGACGAGCCCAGUUUGUACUUCGUGGUGGUUUAUUCUUCGUUGACUACUUACAGGAGAGUUGAAGAGUUUCUGAGAACCAUCAAGCUGUUGUACCUCAACUCCGAUGAGGAGAAGUUCGAUGCUUUUUUCAAGCUCAAGCUGGGUGAUCUGGAAGUCAGCAGUGAUGUUUUGGCAGAUGAUGCAACCAAUGAAAAACCUGUUUUGACUCCUGUUUCCAAGAUAGACUUAGCGAAGAACGCUAAGAAAGCCUCCAAGAAGGGAAGGAAAUGGGGAGCCGAUGGAAGUGUCAUUGAGAACGAUGUGUCCGAUGUCGAUUUGGACUUUUCGACACUAGAUAUAGAUGAUGAGGCUAAGACUGACUCAAAAUUGGCUCAGCUUGUGGGAGAUAAGUCCAAAUUCGGUGCCAAAUCCAAGACAGGUGAGUUCCUGGUUAGUGACCUCAGUUCUGAGAUAGACAGCAUUUUAGCGAACAGCAAAGCAAAUAGGGGUGAGGAAACUUCCAGUGUGAAGACGCAGCCUUUUGGCUUCCUCAGAAAGUAUUUGGGUGGAAAGAAAAUCACAAGAGAGGACAUAACCAAGACGAAAUCGUUAUUGAUAGACCAUCUGGUGAAGAAGAAUGUUGCGCCUACAGUUGCAAGCAGUUUGGCUCAGGAAGUUGAAAAAGAUCUUUCUGGUGCUACAACUCAAAGUUUCACAUCCGUUGAGGAAACCUCUAGAAAAUCCCUGGAAAAAGCGUUGGUGAAACUGCUGACGCCGAACAGUUCGAUUGAUCUCCUGAAGGAGAUACAGAAGAAGAAGAAUAAUAAUGAGCUACCAUACGUGAUAUCUGUUGUUGGAGUCAACGGUGUUGGCAAAUCCACUAACCUCUCAAAGCUAGCGUUCUGGCUAUUGCAGAACAACUACAGAGUCCUUAUUACUGCCUGUGACACCUUCAGAUCAGGUGCUGUUGAGCAAUUGAAUGUUCACGUGAAUAAUCUGAAAAAGCUCACUGAUUCUGAGGACGGAAUCUCGCAUGUUGAGCUGUUCCAGGGAGGAUAUGGUGGUGCUGAUUUGGUAGCCAAGAUCGCUACGUCUGCAAUUCAGCAUGCCAAGAAGAACGGGUUUGAUAUUGUUCUCAUGGACACCGCCGGAAGAAGACACAACGACGCUCAUUUGAUGGCUCCUUUGCAAAGCUUUGCUAAGGCUGCUAAGCCAGACAAGAUCAUAAUGGUGGGUGAGGCAUUGGUCGGGACAGAUUCUGUUCUUCAGGCUCAGAACUUUAAUAAGGCCUUUGGUGCCGGAAGAACGUUGGACUUCUUCAUCAUUUCCAAGUGUGAUACCGUCGGAGAUCUGAUUGGAUCCAUGGUUAACAUGGUUUACGCUACAGGAAUUCCUAUCCUUUUCGUUGGAACCGGUCAAACCUACACCGAUCUGAGGACCCUGAGUGUUGACUGGGCUGUUAGAACCUUAAUGUCUUGA